Messenger RNA from Sporothrix schenckii 1099-18, 465 nucleotides. RefSeq lists its product as uncharacterized. The record is from RefSeq and is a predicted model, not a curated record. The transcript has a single exon. NCBI's taxonomy places the organism in Eukaryota, Fungi, Ascomycota, Sordariomycetes, Ophiostomatales, Ophiostomataceae. The coding region runs from base 1 to 465 and encodes 154 amino acids.
AUGUACCUGCCACGGACGCACGACAUGGUCUGUCCGACUGUUGGCAUGCCUCGAAAAGGGAUCGACCAAAGGGAAGCAUUUACACGGCCGGAACAGGACGCGGCAGCAAUCGACGACUCGCGAGCGAGUCGAUCGAGACAACGGAUGAGACGGGCGCGGGAGACGGGAAGGAGUUGGGAACCGGACACGAUCAGCGACCCCCGAGAUCUGACAAGAUGUUGGUACUCAGACAGAAUGCGGCCAGAGAGGGGAGAGAAAAGGGUGGCUGCAUUGCACGAAGCGAGACCUGUGCCACCACAGACGAAUGAACCUUCCUCAAACAGCGCCAAACAGACCUGUCAGGCAUUCAGGGAGGGGGCAGAAGAGCACAAACACAGUCGAGACGUUUUGGUAACUCGCAUUUUACGCCCGUUGGAGCCGUCGUCCGUUGUGUCCGCCUUCCCCCGUCUACUCUGCAUUCAUUAG